Messenger RNA from Solenopsis invicta (red fire ant), 1369 nucleotides. RefSeq names its product spindle and kinetochore-associated protein 1. Gene Ontology annotation, cellular component: outer kinetochore; mitotic spindle; spindle microtubule. NCBI's taxonomy places the organism in Eukaryota, Metazoa, Arthropoda, Insecta, Hymenoptera, Formicidae. The transcript has 5 exons. The record is from RefSeq and is a predicted model, not a curated record. Gene Ontology annotation, molecular function: microtubule binding. Bases 228 to 1103 code for a protein of 291 amino acids. Gene Ontology annotation, biological process: chromosome segregation; cell division; mitotic cell cycle.
GCUCUCAGGUUCCUCUCUGGUUCGGUAGAUAGUUCGGUGGAAACGGUCAUGAAAUUUAAAUUUUGAUGAAUACGUCGCGUGGUCCGAAACAAAUUUAAUUCAUAUUUCUUGAUAUAUUUCGAUGAAAUAAAAAGAGGGGAAAGCGGUACGUUGCAAUUAACUCUCUCAGCUUUCUCAGGAUUUUUUGUAAGAAUCAAUAUUCUUAUAAAUUUCGUUAAGUUCAGUUUAUGAAACAAGCUAUGAUCAAUGAAAAUAGACCUACGAGACAGGAUAAUGAUAAUUUGGAAGAGAUAAUUGGUAAACAAGCCAAGAGACUUAAAGAACUCAAUGCAGCCACAAUAUUAAUAAAAGGUAAACAAAAUAUAAAGGAUGAACUUCAGAGAACACACGAGGAACUAUUACAAAUUUCAUCUAGCAUCUUGGAAACAAAGAAAAUAUUGAGAAGAAUACAUGAACAGAAUUCCCGUUCCCAUGAAAUAUUGACGUUAGUUGAAACUUUGGACAAAAGAAUUCUCCAUCAGGAAGAAAAUGUUCCACCUGAACUCAUACAAGGCUAUCAGAAUGCAACCGUAUCUUCCCCUAAUAUGUUAGAGUGUACUGUUAAUUCAAUGCAUCAUCAGUUAACAGCACAAACACCUAAUAACAAAAUUGAAAAAUCAGAAAUGGUGACAGAUUGUAAAAGAACACUUUUCAAUGAACCAGAUGUAUGCCCAACAAUAUCUUUCAUCACCUUGGAAGAAUUUAAUAAAGUGCCUAAAUAUAUUAUUGGGAGGCAAACAACUAAUACUUUGGAGACAAUUAAUAACUUUAUAAGUGCCAUAAAUCAGACAUUAAUUGCAAAGUACACAAUUUUAACAUUGGGAAAGGCUGGUGCUCAAAAAAAGAAUGAACUUAAUCUAUAUUUACACUAUAAAAAACAGGAAUUUGAUAUCAGAGAAGAAAAUAGAUACCUCUACUUUUUCACAGCUGAGGAUUAUUAUAGACAAACAAAAACAAAGAUUGAUAAAACCAAGUUAAACUUGUUAACUGCAUUGCGCCAUUGCAAACGUUUACGAGAAUGUAGGAUAAAAAAUGAAUUACGAUAUGUUAUAAUACAACAUUAAUAUUAUCUUUGUAUUCAUGAAUAUGCAUGAAUGUUUAACUUUAUCAUGUAAAAAUAUAUUCUAAUAUUAACCCUUUGCACUCCUAUGUCGAGUAUGACUCGACAUCAGUUUUUAUCCCAGGAGCUCCUUUGUAGAGUCUCGCUCGACAUAGGAAAUGAAAUUAAUGAAAUUGAUGAAAUGUGAUUCAGAGUGCAAAGCGUUAAUAUUAUACUAAUACGGCCAGAAUUGUAGAAUAUUAAUGAAAAUAAUAUAUGUAACAUAUUAUA